AAACAUGGACCAAGAAACUUCCACUAUAAAUAUCAUUCUUACAAUAUCGUUAAGCUUAUAUUUAUCUUCAAGAACCCCCUUGUGAGUUUCAUUUCAGGAUAUAUUUUGCAUUCACAUAAUUUCUUAUAUGGAUUUUAGCUCAGAUAUUUCAAGGGUAGUUUUCAAUGCUACUUCAUAUAGCUUUGGUGCUUCAAAUGAGAUUUCAAGAGGUGGAUUUGUAUCAUCAAACUCAUUGGUUUUGGAUAGUGAGAAAGGAGAAUUAGUGAAGUCUCCUCCAAUAAUUGGAGACAAAAAGAUUUGUGAUGCUAACAAAACUUUAGUGGCUUUGAAGAAUCAUAGAGAAGCAGAGAGGAGAAGAAGGAACAAAAUUAAUUGUCAUCUUGCUAAACUUCGUGGACUUGUGCCUUCCUCUACAAAGAUGGACAAAGCAACCCUACUAGCAGAAGUAAUUAGGCAAGUAAAGGAAUUGAAAAAUAAUGCUAAUCAAGCAAGCAAAGGUUAUUCAAUCCCAAUAGAUGGUGAUGAAGUGAAAGUUGAAGUUGAAUCAUGUGAAGAUGGUGGAGUAGAUGGAUCAAUUUUUUACAAAGCAUCUAUCUGCUGUGAUUACCAACCAGAACUUCUUUCUGAUCUAAAACAAACUCUUGAUACCCUUCAACUACAAUUGGUAAGGGCAGAAUUGUCAACUUUGGGAGACAGGGUUAAGAAUGAAUUUGUCUACAAUUGUUGCAAAGUAGACAUUUAUAAUAUUGAGCUAUGUCAACUUAUUGCAAGUAAUGUUCACCAGGCACUUAGUUCUGUAUUGGAUAAGGCUUCUGCCUCAAUGGAUUACUCAUUAAGGGCACCACAUCCUUGCAAUCAGCUGCAGCAGACAUCUACGUUGUCAUGCAACCAUGAUUUUUGCUCUUGUUGAUGCCAAACAUUUUGGUUCGUUAAUUAAUACUAGGUUUAAAUGCACUUUUAGUCUUCAAUUUUUACCGAUGAUUUUAUUCCUCAUAUUUCUAAAUCCAUUAGUUUGGUGAUAUGGCCGGUGAGAUGCUUAUGUGACAAUUGAGUUGAUGACAUGAUAUUGUCUAGGUGAGUUCUUACUUAAUAAUUCAUUUUUUAAGUCAUCGAUUCGGUUACCGCAUAAGUAUGUCACUUGUCACAUUACAAAAGCGCAACCCAAAUUUAUAGGUGGAGAAAUUUUUUCAAAAAUCGCUAAAUUUAAAAAUUGAGAGACCAAAAUAAACAAAAACAAGACAUAAUAGAAGGAUCAAAACUGCAUUUAUGUCUUGCUAUUUUACUUUGCAAACACCUCUCAAGUUGAAGGGUUGAAGCUGUUGCAGCUACUAUUGGUAUUAUUGUUGCUGUUGCUAGUAUAUAAUCUAUGAACCUUGUAAGUUGAGUCUUUUGUAAAUUUGUUAUCAUUUAGUAACAUUUACAUCAAAGUCAUGUGUUUCUCUGUUGUAUUAUGUUUACAGAAUAUGGAUGUUAUUGUUGGCUUAAUUUA
Molecule: messenger RNA, 1489 nt
Organism: Trifolium pratense (red clover)
Lineage: Eukaryota; Viridiplantae; Streptophyta; Magnoliopsida; Fabales; Fabaceae
Product: putative transcription factor bHLH107
Exons: 2
Coding region: 128-910 (260 amino acids)
Biological process (GO): regulation of DNA-templated transcription
Molecular function (GO): DNA-binding transcription factor activity; protein dimerization activity
Source: RefSeq, a predicted model, not a curated record